This is a messenger RNA of Lentinula edodes (shiitake mushroom), 942 nucleotides long. RefSeq lists its product as uncharacterized. The coding region runs from base 1 to 942 and encodes 313 amino acids. NCBI's taxonomy places the organism in Eukaryota, Fungi, Basidiomycota, Agaricomycetes, Agaricales, Omphalotaceae. The transcript is spliced from 3 exons. The record is from RefSeq and is a predicted model, not a curated record.
AUGACCUCCAUUUCUUCUAUGGAAACAAUUACCGCGGACACUCACCCACAUUCUUCUUCUUCGCCAUCGGACGACGAGGACCUCGGUCGGCGAAGAAUAUGGGAAAACGGCGACGAGGACCACACGCCGAGAGUGUCAAGCAAAGGGAAACAGAAGGAGAAUGGAUUUACGGAUACUGACAGAGAUGGAUCUGAAGAAACUGUGCUGGAACCCCCGGACUCUGGUCUCUACCCUCCAACUACUGACGAAGAAGCAGAGACUAGACGGAUUGAAGAGAACUUAAGACGAUGGCAAGUUUCCGAGAUGCAGAAGCGGAAAGCUGCACGAGAAUCAAUAUCUAAACCGUCUCAGACAGCGCCAGACGGCGGUUGGAGAGCCAGUUCAUUGUGGCAGAAGCCGAGUCAUCGGCAGCGGGACUUGGGAAAGCACACAGCUCUUGGCUCUGAAGACUCCAUUGAACAUCUGCCCCUGGAAAAUCUAGUGAAUACCCCAGGUCCAUCUCCAUCUCCUUCACCCCUUCCCUCUCCAUUACCACCCAACCUAGAAGAAUAUCCAGAGAAUCCUUUUGCCAAUCCACCAGCAUCUCCAUUUGAGGAUUCACAGCAAGUCACAGCUGUCAUGAGUUCUUCCGAACCUCCUUCCGAUAUCUCAACUCUAGCAGUCGUUGCUCCAACGCCAGAACGUCCGACGUUACUCGCAAAAUCGGCCUCAUUUUCUCGACCUCCUCCGCCUAAACCCAUAAAUAUUCCGCCUCCGAAAACUCCACCGCCUCCGGUCAACGUUCCUCCACUUGCGGUAUCACCUCUUUCCCUUGAAGGCGCACCACCCCACCAUCAUCAAGAACCCGAAAAGGAAACACGCUGGUGGCAUGAAUGGCUAUGUGGUUGCGGUGAGGAUCGUGAUGCUGAUAACCAGGGCGGGCGGACGAACCCUUUCGAAUGA